AUGGUUUACACGGGGAAGCCCAGCCGUGGUUGUGCCUGCGACGAAAAGACACCCGCGUGCUCAUACUGCAUCAAGACCAAGCAGAAAUGCCCUGGGUACGAGGGCAAAUUCGACUUGGAAUGGAGGGACCAAACAGUGGUUGCCAGAAAACACGUCGAGCGACGAAUCCAAGCAACGGAGCACGCCAGGCAUCGAGAAGAUUCUUUCGAAAAGCUAUCAUUGUCUGAGAUUCAUACACAAUCAAGCCCGGUCUUCUCGAAUUCGAGGCCAGUUCCGACUCCAAGCUUCUUCUUUGCUGUCUAUGCACCGCCACCAACCAAUCCUCUGGAUACACGGGAACACCUGGAGUUUCUUGCUCCUCUUUACCCCCGAGCGGCGCCCCACUCGACAUUAUCUCUCUCGGCUAUGGUGCUUGCAAGCCGUCUUUAUAUUGUAUGGAAAAGCCAACGACCCGACGCACCCGUCUCAAGAUCCCUGUACCUCCGCGCCGUAUCAGCCAUGAAAGAGCAAAUAACUCAGGCAGACACUUGUGCUAAUGAUGAGAUCCUUCUCUCUGUCUUGCUCCUCCAACAGUACGAGGUUAGUCAAAGUUCCCUCUCCGCUGGUGACCAUUUGACGAAUAUCCAGACCCUUGUAAAUACGGCAAAGAGAAGAAGUUCACCGCGAGCACAUUUCGAUGGUGCCUUGGCGCUAAUAAAACACCGAGGACUUCAUACAUUCACCAAUAAAGUAUCUCAGGGCUUGCUCUUGUGCGUUCGAGCUCAGCUGAUUGAGGAAGCGCCUCGAAAUUGCCUUCCACUAGAGGAUACUUUGGAUAUCUGGAGCUACGUUGCAGCGGGCACUGAUGUCUCGCCUGACAUCCAACUCGAUAACAUCAACGUCGAAGUAGCGAAUCUCAACGCUUCAGUCACUCAGGCUUCGCAAUCGGAGUCGAGCAACCUGGACUCGAUCAGCGCCCUGCUCCGCUCAUCAUCAGAGAUAGAAAGAACUCUAUAG
Molecule: messenger RNA, 996 nt
Organism: Hyaloscypha bicolor E
Lineage: Eukaryota; Fungi; Ascomycota; Leotiomycetes; Helotiales; Hyaloscyphaceae
Exons: 5
Coding region: 1-996 (331 amino acids)
Biological process (GO): regulation of DNA-templated transcription
Molecular function (GO): DNA-binding transcription factor activity, RNA polymerase II-specific; zinc ion binding
Source: RefSeq, a predicted model, not a curated record